Messenger RNA from Arachis stenosperma, 665 nucleotides. Its product is annotated as stress-response A/B barrel domain-containing protein At5g22580-like. Bases 135 to 497 code for a protein of 120 amino acids. The transcript is spliced from 3 exons. NCBI's taxonomy places the organism in Eukaryota, Viridiplantae, Streptophyta, Magnoliopsida, Fabales, Fabaceae. The record is from RefSeq and is a predicted model, not a curated record.
ACUAGAAUCUGACACUGGACAAAAAUUUGGAACUGUGAUGGUUGACGACCAAAUUGUGAUAAAAUAUUAGCUGCAUAUCUUAUUAGCUAACUUUGAUAUUUUAUAUCAAGACUUAUAAAACUAGUUAUUACAUCAUGGGAUUUGAACAUGGAAAAAGGACAAAGGUGUGGUGUUGCAGAGACAUGAUGGGGGGAUUCAAUCACUAUGUUGUUGUGAAGUUCAAGGAUGGUGUAGCAGUUGAAGAACUCACUGAAGGGUUGGUGAAAAUGGUCUCAGGGAUUGAGCAUGUUAAGUCCUUCCAAUGGGGAAAAGAUAUUGGAGGACCUGAUUUUCUGAGACAAGGCUUCACUCAUGCUUUCUUGAUGACUUUCAAUGGGAAAGAGGAGUUUGAUGCAUUUCAGAGUCACCCAAAUCAUGUUGAGUUUUCCAAAUUAUUCUCACCUGCUGUUGAGAAUAUUUUAGUGCUGGAUUUCCCACCUACCAUUGUCAAAGCAUAAGCAUAUGAUAUGAUCCUCAAGAAUGAAGGUUUUUCAAGCAGUUUUUAGAGUCUCAGCCUUGGAAGUGUAUGCUUAAUGAUAAGCACUUUUUUCAUUUCCCUUCUGUUUUAACUUGAUGGUAAGAAGGAGUACUUGAUAAUAACAAUGAUUCUCUUCCAGUUUCCACUA